This is a messenger RNA of Dermacentor andersoni, 843 nucleotides long. NCBI's taxonomy places the organism in Eukaryota, Metazoa, Arthropoda, Arachnida, Ixodida, Ixodidae. The record is from RefSeq and is a predicted model, not a curated record.
UUAUUGCAGGUAAACAAUGCUGGUAUGACCAUGCAAGGUACAAUUGAUAGCACUACGACGCAAGACUACAACCGCAUCUGGGACACAAACUUUCAGGGCCCGCUUUGCAUGAUGAAGAACGCUCUUCCAUACUUGCGUAAAACCAAAGGUAGCAUCGUGAAUAUCUCAAGUGUUGCGUCGACGAUUGUGGUCAAAGGUUUGACCCCUUACUGUUUGACCAAAGCGGCACUGGACCACCUGACACGAUGCGCUGCUUUAGAGAAUGCUUCCUUUGGAGUGCGUGUCAACACAAUCAACCCCGGUGUCAUCAGAACAACCUUGGCGUUAAAACCUGGAGAUAAUGUGGACGAAUACAUGGAGGCUAUGGAGAAAAAGACCGGUGCCGCUCAUGCUUUGGGAAGAACUGGGACGCCGGACGAGGUGGCGCGCUGCAUCGCCUUCCUGGCUUCGGACGACGCCUCGUUUGUCACGGGCAUAUCGAUGCCCGUAGACGGGGGCAUGCUGCUGAUGUCCUCCCUGUCGCAGGGCACCCCUUUUGAGUAGAAUAGGUGGACUGCGUAAGGGACAGAUUCGACACUCCGUCGAUGCUUGGCAAAACUGUAGCAGGCAAAAGGAACGAAUGACACAGCUAGUUUAGAAACAAUGCUUGUUUCCAAACAACAUGUAUACACGGUUCUUUGUGGGUGCAACAGCUUUACCAUGCAUAAUUACUAACUGACCGAGCCUUCAGUUACUCAGUCGAUGUCCGGGGGCUGAUUCGAUAAACACAGCUUUGCGAUUUGUCCGCUCUCGGCCUUUUGAUGUUUAAAGCGCGGAAUAAAGACCUAGGCUGCGUGCAGCGUA